AGAUCAUGGCGACAUCCAGAAGCUUUCUCGCAAUUUGGCUGAUUUGCCUAAUAGGAAUUGCUGCUCCCUGCCAAUACGGUGGACACACAUACCAAGAAGGCGAACUUGUACCAUCCGAAGACCCAUGCCUCUUUUGCUGGUGCACCCACGGCAAGAUACUGUGUGGCUGGAUGGAAUGCAUGCACUGCGAAGGCUACACACCACCAGGCCAGUGUUGCCCAAUCUGCGGAUCACUUGAGGAAGUGUAAAACAUCUACAUGUGAAAAGCUAAAUAAAACGAAUACUAUGUUAGUGAUAUUGACGUUUCUUUUGAUUUAACAAUACAUAUAAAUAUAUGUAACGUAUAUAUCGUAUAUCCAAACUUAAAUGAUUUUGUUAUACUGCAAUGGCAUUUAAUGAAGAUCUAUUUAUAAAGGAAGGGAUCAGCAUAACAUGUAUAUAACUAUUUGCCGUUGUACGUAAAAACUGUUUGCGAUAUUCUGUCAGUCGUUUUUAACAAGAGCUGCUUAUAAAACUGUAACUCACCACUCCUCAAUUUAAGAAACAAUGUUUCAAUAACAUGCAAAUGGAGGUAAAACUAGAAUGCAAAAACUAAUAGCAUCGCGGGCAGUCUAUGCACAUUUUUGACCUUGAAGAAUAGAAAC
This is a messenger RNA of Dreissena polymorpha, 644 nucleotides long. Its product is annotated as extracellular matrix protein 2-like. Gene Ontology annotation, molecular function: protein binding. The coding region runs from base 6 to 248 and encodes 80 amino acids. The transcript is spliced from 3 exons. NCBI's taxonomy places the organism in Eukaryota, Metazoa, Mollusca, Bivalvia, Myida, Dreissenidae. The record is from RefSeq and is a predicted model, not a curated record.